AUGUUUCAAGGGCAGCGGGGCUGGUUCUGCGGCAGCGUCGGCGAGGAACUGAGGCAGUUCUGGGUGGACGAAGGGGGCUCCAUCAGUGACCCAAGGGCUGCCGACUUCUUGUUCAGCUGUGAUGCCUCCCACCCAGACACGCUGAGAAUAUAUCAGAGCCUUGAUUACAUAGAAGACAAUGCUACAGUUUUUCACGCCCACUAUCUCUCUGCAGUCGCUAAUGCUGAAAUAAAAAACUCGGUGACUUUAGGUCAUUUCAUUCUUCCCCCUGAGUGCUUGCAAAAAGAAAUAAGAAGAAAACUUGGCAAUUUCAUUUGGGAACAAGACCAACAUUUUCAGAUAGAAAAGCAUUAUGAAGUAACACCAAAUGAAAUAAAAGCCCUUAGGGAAAACAGUGAACUAGAAACAGAUCGCAAAAAGGAAUUAUCCAAAAGCACAGAAAAACAUUUUAUAAGGACUCCAGUUACAGAAAAGCAGAUGUACUUCCCUCUUCAGAAUUAUCCAGUAAACAACAUGGUAACAGGUUAUAUAUCAAUUGAUGCCAUGAAGAAAUUCCUUGGGGAGCUACAUGACUUUAUUCCUGGAAGCUCAGGAUAUUUGGCAUACCAUGUUCAAAAUGAAAUUAACAUGUCUGCUAUAAAAAACAAAUUGAAGAGAAAAUGUUAA
Molecule: messenger RNA, 666 nt
Organism: Nyctereutes procyonoides (raccoon dog)
Lineage: Eukaryota; Metazoa; Chordata; Mammalia; Carnivora; Canidae
Gene: TERB2
Product: telomere repeat binding bouquet formation protein 2
Exons: 7
Coding region: 1-666 (221 amino acids)
Biological process (GO): homologous chromosome pairing at meiosis; meiotic attachment of telomere to nuclear envelope
Cellular component (GO): nuclear inner membrane
Source: RefSeq, a predicted model, not a curated record